Molecule: messenger RNA, 402 nt
Organism: Ostertagia ostertagi
Lineage: Eukaryota; Metazoa; Nematoda; Chromadorea; Rhabditida; Trichostrongylidae
Source: the annotation of a GenBank genome assembly
AUGUACUUUUGUACAACACCUAUGACUGUGGACUUGCAGAAACCGCCUAUACAGGAAGAUUUUCAAGGAAUCAGCCCCUUCGGAUUCAGUGUAGAAAGUGAUAUCGAAGACUACCUGGAGAAAACUCUGUGGGAGUUAAUUACAAAAGCCGUUAGUACAGGGACACAUUUAGGUCAGAUGCUUACGGCCUCAAGAGUUGGAUGUGCUACAUGGCUGAAAACCAACACGGAUAGCACACACCACGUGUUCCUCAAAUGUAUUUUUGAUAAGAAUAGAGACUUUACGAGAGGCUCCGCGUUAGCACAGCAAUCCCUGAUCCGAAUGUUCCCACAAGUGUGGCGACAGGCUUUUCAGUUGAUUUAUUCCAUGGCAUUUCGCAGUACAAUAAAGCUGUUACCUUGC